CGGGGUCAGGGGCGGGGCUCCCGCGCUGCCGGAUGACAUCACUUGCACUUGCGGCAGGCGCGGGUCGAGCGGCGGCGGGAUCGCGUCACUGGUGCGCGCCGCGGCUCCGGGCGCGAUGGCGGCGCUGGGCGGGGAUGGGCUGCGCCUGCUGUCGGUGUCGCGGCCGGAGCGGCAGCCCGAGUCAGCAGCUCUGGGCGGCCCGGGCCCUGGGCUGUGCUGCUGGGUGUCUGUGUUCUCCUGUCUUAGCCUCGCCUGCUCCUACGUGGGCAGCCUCUACGUCUGGAAGAGCGAGCUGCCCAGGGACCACCCUGCAGUCAUCAAGCGGCGUUUCACCAGUGUAUUGGUGGUGUCCAGCCUCUCGCCUCUGUGCGUGCUACUCUGGAGAGAACUCACAGGCAUCCAGCCAGGCACAUCCCUGCUCACCCUGAUGGGCUUCAGGCUGGAGGGUAUUUUCCCAGCAGCACUGCUACCCCUGCUGCUGACCAUGAUCCUUUUCCUGGGCCCACUGAUGCAGCUCUCUAUGGAUUGCCCAUGUGACCUGGCAGAUGGUUUGAAGGUUGUCUUAGCUCCUCGCUCCUGGGCCCGCUGCCUCACAGAUAUGCGUUGGUUGCGGAACCAAGUGAUUGCGCCCCUGACAGAAGAACUGGUGUUCCGGGCCUGUAUGCUGCCUAUGUUAGCACCAUGCACGGGCCUGGGCCCUGCGGUGUUCACCUGCCCACUCUUCUUUGGAGUUGCCCAUUUUCACCACAUUUUUGAGCAGCUUCGAUUCCGCCAGAGCAGUGUGGGGAGCAUCUUCUUGUCUGCAGCGUUCCAGUUCUCCUACACAGCUGUCUUCGGCGCCUACACUGCUUUCCUCUUCAUCCGCACAGAGGAACUCAGAACAAAGGCUGCAGCCCUGAGAACAGCAAGGACCCUGCCAAAUAACACUGACACUCCCUGGGUGGCCUCAUCCUGGGCUUCCAGCUCCAGAGCCAAGACCCUAAAGCGGAAAUCCCUCCUGGGCACCUCUCCUUGUGUGGCCCUCACACAAGCUCAUCAAGUCCAAAGUCGGCUUCCCUCACCCAGUCCUCCUCUGCCUUCUGCUGCACGCCUCACUGUGCACCCAGUUACUAAAACCUGCACUCCGUCACCCUCAACACCCACCCCUGUGUCACCAGGUCAAGAGAGACAGCUCUACCAUGGCCAUCUCUAGACUCUGUGACCCCUGGUCUCCAGGCCAUGCCUUCUGCCAGGUUUCCAAGUCCUGGCUACCUCCAGCCACACCAAACUUGCCUUGUGCUCUCAUGCCUCCACCCCUUUACACCUGCCCGGUAAGCUCUUCCUGGAAGUCUGAACUUGACGGCCUUCGUCUGUACCUCCUGCCCUCACGACAGAGCUGGACCCUCCCUUUUAUAGUAGGCUUCUGUGGGAUCGGCUGUCGGAAAACACCUCUCUUGUCCUCAGCUUUUACUUGUCUCCAUUCUUCAUACGCCUGGGACCAUUUUGAGGGCAGGGGUGCUGAGGUAUAUGUCCACAUGCUUUGUGCACAGGGCCCUCAUUUCUGCUCAUUAAACUGCUGGGGGACAACAUGAAGCUGGAGCUGGGCAAGUCCAACCUAGGGGCCACCUGGGGCCUAGGAGCCAGCACUGAGAGAUGUCCCAGGACUGCCAGCCCAUGGGUGGAAUCCCAGUGUCCACGUGCCUGUGCCCACAUAGCUGUCACUUCAGAUAAAGCAUCUCUGUGUCACCCA
Felis catus (domestic cat) is the source of this 1729-nucleotide messenger RNA. It is a transcript of the gene RCE1, whose product is annotated as Ras converting CAAX endopeptidase 1. Gene Ontology annotation, biological process: CAAX-box protein processing. The record is from RefSeq and is a predicted model, not a curated record. Lineage: Eukaryota; Metazoa; Chordata; Mammalia; Carnivora; Felidae. Bases 116 to 1192 code for a protein of 358 amino acids. Gene Ontology annotation, molecular function: metalloendopeptidase activity. The transcript has 9 exons. Gene Ontology annotation, cellular component: endoplasmic reticulum membrane.